GAGCGUUUUGCUGACAUGCUACCCUGACAGCAGAGCUUCCUGUGGAAAAACAAGCUCUUCAAGCUUUUCAAGCCUCUCAAGAUUUUUCACUUGUUGGGCGACUGCUGAGCCGAGACAACACAGCGCCAGAAGCUCCGUCUUACUUAAGAAACUCCUGCUCUUGAGGAGGGGAUCAUGUUCUAGCACCCUCCCGUGGCACACAAGGACAUGUUGAUCUCAAUCUGCCGGGCUGUGGUCACUUGUUUGCCCCUUCUGUGGCUUGUGAGAGUGACUGAUGGGAUGCCUGACCCAGCCAAGAGGGAACUGCUGAUGCGCGAGGAGACCUUCAGACAGACGGGAGGCGGGGUGGCGCUGACGGCGGCUGAGCAGAAGCUCGACGCUCACCUCGGUGGAUUAAAGGAGAAGGAGAUGGCCGCCGCUCAGUUCCCACCUGCCAUUCACUUCUUCAAAGCAAAGCCUCUCAUCCAGAAGAGUCCCAUCUUCAAACUGCUGCAGCAGAUGCCGAAAGGUGGAGCCCUCCACAUCCACAGCUCCUCUCUGGUCAGCGUCGAGUGGCUGGUGAAAAACGUCACCUACAGGCCGCACUGCUACAUCUGCUUCACGUGGGACAACUCGGUCCGCUUCCUGUUCUCCGACCGCCAGCCCUUCCCGCGGUGGGACUGCUUCUACUGGCAGCUGCUGGAGACCUUGAGAGCCAAAAUCGGAGACCCAGCAGGCUUCGAUAACAGUCUAAUGCAGCAUCUCACACUCGUCACUGUGGAUCCAGAUGGUGAGUACCCAAGCCAAGAUGUCGUGUGGGAGAGGUUUGAGAAAGUUUUCAUCGCGACUGCCGGGCUCAUCACGCACGCUCCGGUGCUGAAGGAGUAUCUCUACAAGGGCCUCGCCGAGCUCCACCUGGACAACGUCAUGUAUCUGGAGCUCAGGAGCGGCCUCUCAAGGACAUAUGAGCUGGAUGGAACGGUUCACGAUAAGGCCUGGAUUCUGAAAACGUUUCAAGAAGUUACCAAGAAGUUUAAAGCAGAUCAUCCAGACUUUCUCGGGGCUCGUAUCAUAAUUUCUGUACACAGGGCUCUGGAGGUUCCUGCAGUCAAAGCAGCUGUGAAAGAAGCCAUUCAGCUUCAGAAGGACUUCCCAGAUGUUGUGGCAGGAUUUGACCUGGUUGGCCGGGAGGACAGCGGCAGGAAUCUUUGGUACUUCAGGGAGGCCCUGUCUCUGCCAGCUGACCUCGGUGUCACGCUGCCGUAUUUCUUCCACGCAGGGGAGACAGAUAAUGAAGGCACCGACGUAGAUCAGAACAUUCUCGACGCCCUUCUGUUCAACACCACACGCAUCGGACACGGUUACGCUCUGGCACAUCAUCCGCUUGCCAAAGAGAUGUCCAGGAAAAGAAACGUGGCCGUGGAGCUUUGCCCCAUAUCGAACCAGGUGCUGAAGCUGGUAUCGGACCUUCGGAACCAUCCUGCAGCAGUGCUGAUGUCUGAGGGCCACCCGAUGGUGAUCAGCUCCGAUGACCCGUCUCUGUUCGGCACCACGGGCCUCUCCUACGACUUCUAUGAAGCCUUUGUCGGCAUCGGAGGGUUAAAAGCAAACCUGGGCACCCUGAAAGAGCUGGCUGUUAACUCCAUCAGGUACAGCUCGCUGCCAGCUCACCUGAAGGAGGCGGGGUACGCCAUAUGGAAGAAGAAAUGGGACGCCUUCAUCUCUGCUCAUUCAUGACAGCCAAAACACAACAGAUCCUGUUUGACUUGAAUGACCUUUGUACAUAAUUAUACUAAACUAAUGUAAACAUGUAAAGAUCAUUGGCAGCCUUUAUUUAAGCAGUUUCGCUCCAAUGCAACGUGCAUCAUUGGAACCACUCUGUGUUUUUAUAUGAAGGAUUGGCUGUCAAGAGUUUUGACUGAGAAAGUUCUGAUCGGGACUUUGUUGGAGUUUCUGGACCUUUUUUCCUUAAAACAAAAGGAACACAUAAAACUGUAACAGCAAACAUUCAUGAGGACAUUUUUGUCUUCAAAACCAAGAAAAUAAAAUCAUUAUUCUAUAGUAAUUCA
Molecule: messenger RNA, 2048 nt
Organism: Acanthopagrus latus (yellowfin seabream)
Lineage: Eukaryota; Metazoa; Chordata; Actinopteri; Spariformes; Sparidae
Gene: ada2b
Product: adenosine deaminase 2b
Exons: 10
Coding region: 208-1716 (502 amino acids)
Biological process (GO): inosine biosynthetic process; adenosine catabolic process
Molecular function (GO): adenosine deaminase activity
Source: RefSeq, a predicted model, not a curated record